This is a messenger RNA of Cyclopterus lumpus (lumpfish), 846 nucleotides long. RefSeq lists its product as uncharacterized. The transcript is spliced from 6 exons. Bases 35 to 841 code for a protein of 268 amino acids. Lineage: Eukaryota; Metazoa; Chordata; Actinopteri; Perciformes; Cyclopteridae. The record is from RefSeq and is a predicted model, not a curated record.
UCUGCUCUCCGGUUGCUCCACAAAAAACGGGAUCAUGAAGUUUUUGGAUCUUUUUGGACGUGUACAAUCCGUGGUUAUUGGAAUGAUUCAUGUUAAAGCCUUACCAGGAACCCCCCUGGGUUGCAUGAAAAUGUCCCAAAUCACUGAAGAAGCAUGCAGGGAGGCCGAAAUCUACCGCGAUGCAGGGCUUGACGGCGUGAUCGUCGAGAACAUGCACGACAUCCCGUACUCCUUCUCCGUAGGCCCUGAGGUGUCCACCUGUAUGGCCGCAGUCUGCGCUGCGGUGAGAAGCGUCUGUCCUCGCCUGCCGCUCGGAGUGCAAAUACUGUCUUCUGCCAACCAGCAGGCCCUGGCCGUGGCUCUGGCUUCAGGGCUGGAUUUUAUCAGGGCCGAGGGUUUCGUGUUUUCUCAUGUGGCCGAUGAGGGCCUCCUGAACGCCUGCGCCGGGGACUUACUGAGGUACCGCAAGCAGAUCGGAGCAGAGCAUGUGCAGAUCUUCACCGACAUCAAAAAGAAGCACAGCUCCCACGCCCUGACGUCGGACGUGAGCAUCGAGGAGACGGCACGCGCCGCAGAGUUCUUCCUCUCAGAUGGACUCAUCGUCACAGGAACGGCCACGGGAGUGCAAGCUGACCCGCGGCAGCUCAGAGAGGUUUCCCAGUCCGUGAGAAUCCCUGUGCUGAUAGGCUCCGGGGUAACCUACGACAACGUCGAGCACUACCUCGAUGCAAAUGGACUGAUCAUCGGGUCUCAUUUCAAGGAGGGCGGCCACUGGGCCAACGCAGUCGACCCAGAGCCGGUGAAGAGGUUCAUGGAAAAGAUACGUGACCUACGGAAAUGAGAACC